Messenger RNA from Acytostelium subglobosum LB1, 3069 nucleotides. RefSeq lists its product as hypothetical. Gene Ontology annotation, molecular function: phosphatidylinositol-3,5-bisphosphate 5-phosphatase activity. Gene Ontology annotation, cellular component: intracellular membrane-bounded organelle. The record is from RefSeq and is a predicted model, not a curated record. Lineage: Eukaryota; Evosea; Eumycetozoa; Acytosteliales; Acytosteliaceae. The coding region runs from base 1 to 3069 and encodes 1022 amino acids. Gene Ontology annotation, biological process: phosphatidylinositol dephosphorylation. The transcript has 4 exons.
AUGGAGAAUACAAAUAUAUCUCCCAAUACUACUACAACUACUACAACAACAACUAAUACUACAACUACUCAGAAUAUUGAUGAUGUGAACAAACAGACUCAGACUCAGACUCAGACUCAAGGUCAUGCUCAAGGUCAGACUCAGCCACAACACAAUGAAUCGUCAUCAUCAACAUCUAAUACAGAUGCAGAGAGGAUACCUCUGAAGGAGUCUAUAUUCUGGAACAACUUGCCAUCAUCUGAUCACCAACCUACAAUCAACAACAACAUCAGCAGUGUCAACUCUGACUACAUCAUGCCCAUCACAGCCUUCUCAAUGCAGAAGUUUGUACUAUACGAGACAAAGAGUCGCUUCUAUCUUGUUGGAUCAAACAGAACAAAGAACAGGUUUAGAUUGUUAAAGAUUGAUAGGACUUAUGAGGACAGGGUGGUGAUUAGUGAGGACCCGACAGAGUAUAAUAAGGUACAACUGCAGGAGCUGUUGACAAUGAUAGAGAAUGCUAAUAAGGAGGGAUUGAGCAGGGUAUGCUCGUCAUACGGUCUUCUUGGAUUCAUCCGAUUCCUUCACGGCUACUACAUCAUCUUGAUCACAAAGCGUCGCAAGGUCGGCCUGAUUGGCACGCACAUCAUAUAUGGCAUCGACGACACGACCUAUGUCUACAUCCCCACCACUGUGCCCAAGGCCAACAGUCCGGACUUUGUCGACGAGACCCGCUACAAGGGACUGUUCCUGGGCCUGGACCUCACCAAGGACUUCUUCUUCAGCUACACGUACGACAUCACACGCACACUCCAGUACAACAUGACACGUUACUUCCACAACCCUGCGCCCAAGACUAUUCAAAUCGAUGAGAAGACCAACCAACCCAAGCUCUACUACAACGAGCAGUUUGCAUGGAAUCAGUUCCUUCUUGAAAAGCUCGUCUCGCAGUCCAUCACCUGGAACUGGAUACUUCCAAUCAUACAUGGAUUCAUACUUCAAGAGAAGAUCGAUAUAUUUGGAAAGGCUGUAGACUUGAUAUUGAUCGCGCGAAGAAGUAGACAUUAUGCUGGAGCAAGAUUCCUCAAGCGUGGCAUUAAUGAGAAUGGACAUGUGGCCAAUGAAGUGGAGACGGAGCAGAUUGUACAAGAGCCACUGUCUGGCAACACAAGACAGUCGCAGUUCUCUUCUUAUGUUCAGGUGCGUGGAUCAAUCCCUUUGUACUGGGAGCAGGACAACAAUAUCGUCACACCCAAACCACCCAUUCAGAUGCAGCGCAUGGAGCCAUUCUACGGCUCGACCAUCGUGCACUUCCAACACCUCUUCCGCAAGUAUGGCUCGCCCGUGGUCAUCCUCAACCUCGUCAAAUCCAACGAGAAGAAGCCACGUGAGUCCAUCCUGCUGGGCGAGUUCACCACGUGCGUCGAGCAGCUGAACGAGCAGCUGCCGCCCGAGCACCAGCUCAUCUACCAGGCUUGGGACUUCCACAAGGCGGCCAAGGCCAAGAAUGAGGAUCACAUGGGCUGGCUCGACUCAUUCGCUCUGCAGACCAUCCAAAAGACUGGCAUCUUCCACUCGUCCAAGAAGCUGUAUUCGACGUCGAUACGCGAGGCCUGCCAGGCCGACUGCAAGGUCAACCUGAAGUACGGCGUGAGCGGCACCGAGCAGACCGGUAUCGCACGCACCAACUGCAUCGACUCGCUGGACCGCACCAACACGGCGCAGUUCUGCAUUGGCAAGUGCGCUCUAGCGCACCAGUUGUACGCAAUGGGUGUAAUCGAUCAACCACACCUCGAGUUCAACACGGGUAUCGUCGAGAUCCUCAUCGAGAUGUACGAAGCGUGUGGCAACCAGAUCGCGCUGCAGUACGGAGGCUCGGAGCUGGCCAACACGAUCAAGACCUACACCAAGAACUCGCUGUCAUCGCAGUCACGUGACCUCGUCACCACCAUCAAGAGAUACAUCUCCAACUCAUUCAUUGAUGUGGACAAGCAGCACUCUAUCAAUCUAUUCCUUGGCUACUACGUGCCGUCGCGACACAUUGAGGACAUUGCGUUGUGGAACCUUGAGACCGACCAUUAUCUGCACAACAAGACGAAGCGUCUACAGCACCACCUGCUGUCCAACACGCGCUGGUGGGAGGAGCCGCUCAAGGACUUCAAGAAGACGUCGCUAAUGUGCAACUAUGCCGAGAAGCACUCGAUGAUACAGUUGAUGCGUCAGCGAGCCGUCGAGUUUGAGGACAACUUCUACAAGCCCGACACAUUCACAUGGAUCGACAAGCACUUUGACUAUCGUUUCAACGAUCCGAUCCGAUUCAGGAAUCUCACAUCGGCUAUCGCCAACUACUUGGAGUCGCCCAAGCUCAUCAAGAAGAAUGUUCAAGCCAAUGGCGCCAACGGCAGUAACAACAACAACAACUCUCAAUCAUCAUCAUCAGCCAACAAUGAGAUAAUUCGCUAUGACAUCAAGAGAUGGGUGGUCUCAAUUACAAAGGGCAAGUCAGUUGCGAAUGGUGGUACAAAGAAGAAGACUGGCGAUAUGAACGGAGCGAAUGAGAAGAUGGACACAAAGAUCAGUGAGGGCGAGGACAAGGGUCAUCUCGGCAACUACCAGCCAUUCAAGAAGUUUGGCAUUGAGCUGGGUACGAAGAAGUCCGAGCAGGACGUGUUCAACAACUAUUGCUGCCCGGCCGACAAAACUGUCAACAUCCACGCGUCGCAAUACUCAUCGCAGGACAUUUACAGCCACAACUUUUACGCUGACUAUAUCAAGAACAGCGAGCAACUCAACUUUAUCAACAGCUCACUCAAGCCCACACCCGCCAAGGGUACGGUCAAGUGGUCGACCACACGCAAUGGACAGAGACGCGCCAAUGCACCCGAGGUCACCAAGCACGAGCUACAGACCGCCUUCUACUACUCAUUCCUACAAACGCACAACAGCAAUGCGCUGUACCCUGUAUCAUCAGACAACGAGUCCACCUACGUUGGCCACUCACAGAGCAUCAAGAACAUGCUGCUACAGAAGGAGCCACCCCUCCAGUUUGGUUCACAGCGCACCAACUCAUCGUACAUACCGAUCAGUUAG